This is a messenger RNA of Sycon ciliatum, 1990 nucleotides long. RefSeq names its product charged multivesicular body protein 1a-like. Bases 303 to 947 code for a protein of 214 amino acids. The transcript is spliced from 9 exons. The record is from RefSeq and is a predicted model, not a curated record. Gene Ontology annotation, biological process: endosome transport via multivesicular body sorting pathway; protein transport; late endosome to vacuole transport. Gene Ontology annotation, cellular component: multivesicular body; ESCRT III complex. NCBI's taxonomy places the organism in Eukaryota, Metazoa, Porifera, Calcarea, Leucosolenida, Sycettidae.
CGUGUGUAUGAGUUUUGAAGGAGAUCUAUCACUGCCUAUGCUUUCCAAAUCAGGGUGGAUGAAGAAUUUCUCCUGACCUUGGCCAAGGACAAUUGUCUGAUCGCCAGCGUGAAGAUAGUAACAAUAUAGUUCCUCGGUGGCCUUUCCCUCUGGAUUUGUAGUUUCAUUGCUACUCCUCGAUCCUGCUCAAAUUCUAAGUGAAGGGAGUAAUUUAGUGAAUUCUGAAGUGGAAUUGACUCGAAGCACAGUGGGGGGACGACUUGAGUAGAUUUUACUCCAGUUGUCUUUGAGUUCCAGGAAGCAUGGCGUCUUUCUUCGGCGGUGGCGGGGGAAAGAGUUUAGAAGACACUAUGUUUGACCUCAAGUUUACAAUGAAGCAGAUGGAGCGUGCAUCGAAGAAAUGUGAAAAAGAAGAGAAAGCACAAAAGUCGAAAGUCAAGAAGGCGCUAGAACAGAAGAAUACGGAGGGUGCCCGCAUCUAUGCGGAGAACGCUAUUCGCAAGAAGAACGAGGGCCUGAACUACUUGAGAAUGUCGGCGCGGAUUGAUGCGGUAUCUCAGCGUGUCCAGACGGCCAUGAUGAUGAAACAGACCUCCAAGCAGAUGGCUGGUGUUGUCAAGGGAAUGGACAAGGUUCUACAAGGCAUGGACUUGCAGAAGAUUGCAGCAGUUAUGGACAAGUUUGAAUCACAAUUUGAACAUCUGGACACUCACACGCAGGUAAUGGAAAACAGCAUGAGUGCCGCCAUGACGCUCAGCACACCGGAGAACCAGGUUGAAUCGCUGAUGCAGGAAGUAGCUGAAGAGAGCGGUCUAGACAUAAUCGGGCAGCUGGGCUCCGCCAAGGCACCACGGCAGGGUGAGAUCGCUCCAGCUGCUUCAGACACACUCACACAGAACGAAGAAGAUCAGCUGUCUAGAAGACUUGCGCAGCUACGGGAGGCUUAGUGGAGAGAAUGAACGCACGACCGCUGUAUAUUGCAUGGUUCAUGCUGCCCUGGCGAUGUUGGACUGCUGUGUCUCUUUCCACUGUGUGUGUGUGUGUGCGUGUGAGAAAACAAGCAGAAUGGAAGGAAAGAGGCACACCAUUGUCGCCGCUCCCAUUUCAAUACCCUUUCUCGCAUCACCCGUUCGCCCUAGCUGUCGACGAGAGAUUUCUCCACGGCGCUAGUACUUAGUAGCUCACUGCUGACCUUCUGUGGUACGAAGGUUUCUUAGCCGGUUAUAUAGCCCUUCUCAGAUCCCCUGUACAUAGUUGUCAUGGUAACCUUCGAAUUGUAGCCUGGGCAACUAGAUGAUGUUGGCACUCAGUGUUUUCGUUCAGGCUAAGAUUGGACGCUUGUGUUAAAUGUGCUCUGUACUCAUCGGCCUUGCUUGGUAGCCGUGGUGUUGCUCACCGGCCUGCCAUACCCCCCCCCCCCCCCGGGUCUGUUUUACAAUGACAGUAUCUGUGACCGGUUUUGUUCCCUGCGGCAAUGAACUGAUUGAUCUAGUGUUUAUCUUGUAUGUCUUCCGCCUCAUGUCGGUCAUUGCCCUGGAAUGCUUGUACUGUAAUACCCCCCCCCCCCCCCCGCCACUCAUCAGUUGUGAACAUGCCAUUGCUGAGUCACCGCUUUUAUUAACACUAAUGAUACUGCUCUUCGCUCGUCUGCUUCUGUCUUUCAAGUUGCGGACGCGUUUUGUUUCUUUGCCUUCAUUUUAUGUUGCUUGUUUGUUUGUUGCUGCUGUUGUUUGUUUGUUGCUGCUGUUGUUUGUUUGUUGCUGCUGUUGUUGAACUCGUUGUAACCACCAUGUCUCUCUAUCUCUCUUAUUAUGCUGCUGCUGCUACGGAUGAUGAUGAUGAUGAUCUGCAGGUUGGAUCAUACAUAGCUUCGCCAUCUCUUCAACCCUCCUACAUGCUGUUCAUCUCUUCAACCCUCCUACAUGCUGUUCGUAAUACGAACCAAAAUUCUCUUGAAGUAUUGCAUAGGGAGGGCCCCGUGAACAUUUGA